GAACCCAGUAUGGAGCCAGCCAGUAUUCGUACACUUUCCUAAGGUCCACCAGCCACACCUUAACACGCUGCGCCGUGAUGCGUGUUUGUAUGUCCUUGAACAUAAUGUUUGACGGGUCUGGGAAUUUACCACACACUCUCGGGACUUCGCCAACAUCCGCGACAAGGAUCAUUCUCAAUUGCACGGCAGUCGCUGACCCGCAUAUUUACGCAUGUGGGCGCCAAAAUGCCAAACCAAGGUAAUCAAGCUGCGCGCGCGGGUGGCAACUUCAGCGGCAAGCCGACCUAUAAGCCCUCAGCUGGACAGCAGCAGCGCGGCGACGCGGACCGGCCCCGGGAGUGGGGGGCCAUGUCAAGCGAAGAUGAUGGCGAGGUGCAGUUCGACGACCGCAAGUCGCCCCGCAAGAUUGGCUUCCUGGGCAAGUCGCCCAACGUGCGCAUCUACCCCAACUACUCCGAACCCUCCAUCUACCUGCAACUGCGCUUCGGCCGCGUGGCGGAGCUGGACGCAGCCGGCCGCCCUGUGCCCGGCCACGUCAUCCCCUCCAUGGCGCAGGUGGGCGCAGUCAACUUCACCAGCGCCAACAUGACUGUCACGGACGCGGCGGGCAAGAUCGUGAACUUGUCGUACGUCAACGUGACCCUGACUCCCUUCGACCGGCCUGACUUCUUCCCCGGCUGCAUGCCGCCCCCAAAUGACACGCUGGUUGGUGUGCCAGCCAAUGAAACGCAGCAGAAUCCCCUGCGCCCUCUGCACCAGCUGGACCAGCCCUCCGACAGGCCGCAGCUGCCCCCUGGCGCUUCCGCUCCCCCCACGCAGCCCCUGCCGUUUGCCCGCGGCGGCGGCUCUCGCCCUCAAGAUGGCUCCCUCCCCCUGAACGGCUCUUUUCCCUUGAACGAGUCCCUGCCAUUCGGUGGCACUUUGCCCUUAAGUGGAUCACGCCCUGUGGACGGUCCCCUUCUGCCAAACGGUUACCUUCCCCUGAACGGAUUCGGUGGUCUGCCUGCCGCCCGUGUCGACAUCAGCAUCCUGUUUGGACUGGAUGAGGAGCUAACCAUCAUGUACGGCACAGCGGCCGUUGUCGUCCCCAAGAACGGCCUCAAGUGGAGUGUCUCGGUGCGCGACUGGCCCUGGUGCAACCUCACCAACACACUGGCGGUGUCGCUGGACCUCUUCCUCGCCAGCAACGCCACCGCCAACUACACCAGCGGGACCGGCAGCAACGGCGAGUCCACGCUGGCCCUUCCCCUGGCCGAUGCCUACAACGCCUCCCUGGCAUUCUUGCCGUACGCCCUGGAGUCCCAGGACGGCGGCAUCAAGAUGCCCAUCAGCCUCACCAUUGAACAGGGCAACGCCACGAAUGGCAGCGCCAGCCACACCACCGUGCACAUGCAGCUGCCCAACCCCCAGAACUACAACCAGACCAGCAUCUACUACGACCCCACGAGCACCACGACCUCCGCGUACCUGGCCACAACCGACACCAGCAACAUCGAUGUCUCGAGCCUCGUGGCCACGACGCAAUCAGCGACCGACACGUCCGCGACAAGCAGCAGCAGCAGCACGAGUAGUGGCCUGAGUGAUGGCGCCAAGAUUGGCAUCAUAGCGGGCUGCGCCGUGGGCGGUGCGUUUCUCAUAGCGGGAGCGGUGGUGGCGGCGGUGGUAGCGAAACGACGGCGGGAGGGCUUCAAUAAAGUGGUGGCCCUGGGCCCCGAGAGCGCGUAACUGGAACGCAUCAGGCACCGGGCGCUAGCCUGACCCGUUUUGCGAUUGUACUUAGGAGCGGACUGAACACGGUUGCUGUGCGUUGGAUGUCAGCUGGGAUAUGCUGUCGAACUGUAUAACAUUGC
This is a messenger RNA of Chlamydomonas reinhardtii, 1850 nucleotides long. RefSeq lists its product as uncharacterized. The coding region runs from base 226 to 1725 and encodes 499 amino acids. The transcript is spliced from 7 exons. NCBI's taxonomy places the organism in Eukaryota, Viridiplantae, Chlorophyta, Chlorophyceae, Chlamydomonadales, Chlamydomonadaceae. The record is from RefSeq and is a predicted model, not a curated record.